ACGAAUCUGAGAGCGCCGGUAGAGCGCACUACAAUGAAUUUAAAGGCUUUCAUUGGUUCCUUCCUUGAAGGUUCAACCAAUCGCAUGUGAUCGUAACAGUCAUCAGAAUUUCGAAAACUGUUCAGAAUCUGCAUAGUUGCAGAUUGAGUAUUCCUGAAGUAGUAUUUCUAUAUACCACUUCUAAUUAGCUCUGUGCUGCAGUGCCGCGGCAAACAGAAACACCGCUGGGAAUAGCUUCUAUCCGGACUUCUCCAUCUUAUUAUUCGUAUGUUUAAUAUGGCACCAAAAAAGACAGCUUUAAAAAAAUCUCUUGGUGAGACGACAAUGUUGAAAAGAUCAGUUAGUACUCGUGCGAAAAAGAACUCUGAUGUGAAAUUGGUAGACGAAUCUUCAAAGCGAAAAGCUGUUUCUCCCCUGAAGCAGUUGUCUAAAAGAUCAGCAUUUGGAGAUAUAACUAACGAUGCUGAUCUAUCGAAGAAAAUUGCCACAAAUAAAAAAGACUCAAAAAAGAAUGUGGAAACGAUUUCUCAUGUUGUUAAGAAAAACCUUAAAGAAUCAGAAAAUGGGAAUAAGGCUGUUAUGCCACAAAAAAAAACUGGCAGGAGUAACAUUCCAACAUUCCCACCGAAAGUGCAAAUGGCAAAAGCAAACAUAAAACCUGAAAAGGUACACCCAAGCUCAGUUUCGAAGCCUACAUGUGACAAAACAGAAGUUUUAACUUCUGUUCGUGUGAAAUCGCCAGAUUCCACUGACAAUGAGCUUUAUUUGACAGCUGUGGAAGAACUUAAAAAACUGACUACAAAGGAUGAGGAAAGAAAGAAAGAACCACUACCUCCACCUGGAGUUGAAGACUUUGAUGCAGAAAACAUGAGUGAUCCAGUCCAAGUUUCAGAAUAUGCUAUGGAUAUAUUCAGUUACCUCAAAGAGAGAGAGGCAAAGUUUGUAAUUGAUAACUACAUGGAGAGGCAAACCAGUAUAAACACUGCAAUGAGAGCUUUGCUUGUUGACUGGCUGGUUGAAAUACAAGAGAAUUUUGAGCUUAACCAUGAAACAUUAUACCUUGCUGUUAAGCUUACAGACAUAUAUCUAUCAAAGGUUACUGUAUCAAAAGAAACUUUGCAAUUAGUUGGUGCAGCUGCCAUCUUUAUCGCCAGCAAAUAUGAUGAACGAAUGGCCCCAAUGCUCGAAGAAAUGUUAUAUGUAUGUGAUGGAGCUUAUGACAAGAAGGAACUCAUAAGGAUGGAAAUAAAUAUCUUGAAUAAAGUGGGAUUUGAAUUGGGCAUUCCACUCUCAUACAGAUUUCUUAGGAGAUAUGCAAGGUGUUCCAAAGUAACUCUACCAGUCCUCACAUUGGCACGUUACAUCCUUGAACUCUCCCUUAUGGAAUACACAUUUGUGUCUGAAUCAGAUUCAAAGUUGGCUGCAGCUGCUUUAUUACUUGCUUUAAAAAUGAAAGAAAUAUCUGGGUGGACAAAAACUCUUCAGUAUUAUUCUGGUUAUAGCCUUGAAGAAAUCAAGGAUCUGGUUUUUAAGUUGAAUGACAUGCUGAAGAUGAAACCAAAGGAAGCAUUGUCCACAGUAAGAAACAAAUAUUCCCACAAAAUAUUUUUUGAAGUUGCCAAAGAACCAGUAUUAGCAGAAGUCAACCUGUGAUGAACACAAAUGCCAUUCUGGAGGUGCACUGCAGUAAUCAUUGUUGUUCAAUUCUUCAUUAUUUACUGUUUUUUCUGCCAGUAUAUUUUGUACAAAGUCUGUUAUUUAUAGACCUUUACUGAGGUUUUAUACAAUUCGAGGUUGAUACUUCCAGUGUAAAAACAUUUUUAUAUUCUUUACUAUUAAUCUAUACAUACUUUUAGAUGUACAUAUUUAAGUGCUGUAUUUUAAGUCUUUUGAAAAUAAAAUUUUUGACGUGAAUGUGAAUUGGUAAUGUGUAUACUUCUGUCAUUUUUGUAUUGUCAGCAUAGCACUGCCAACCAAGUCUUCCUUAAAAUUACAAAUCUGCUACUUUGCAGCAGUACUCAGCAUCACUGCUGUUUAUAUUGUACAAAGUUAUAAUUUUAUGUAUUUAUGACAACUGACUGUAAGUCUGUAAAUAGUGUAAAAAAUAAAUUUUCUUUUUGAUAA
Messenger RNA from Schistocerca gregaria, 2124 nucleotides. It is a transcript of the gene CycB3, whose product is annotated as G2/mitotic-specific cyclin-B3. Gene Ontology annotation, cellular component: cyclin-dependent protein kinase holoenzyme complex; centrosome; cytoplasm. The record is from RefSeq and is a predicted model, not a curated record. NCBI's taxonomy places the organism in Eukaryota, Metazoa, Arthropoda, Insecta, Orthoptera, Acrididae. Gene Ontology annotation, molecular function: cyclin-dependent protein serine/threonine kinase regulator activity. Bases 268 to 1653 code for a protein of 461 amino acids. The transcript has 9 exons. Gene Ontology annotation, biological process: regulation of cyclin-dependent protein serine/threonine kinase activity; mitotic cell cycle phase transition.